UUCAUGAACGUCGUCGUCAGCGCACAUAUGACAAUGAGCACAGCAGCAUUCGGGAGCAACUACUACGUGGACCUCCUGAGGGUGACAACUAUUCUCGGAAAUUUUUUCUUCUUCUUCUACGACAUGCUCCAUUCGUUCACCUUGAGACCUUGCUGCGAAGUGUUGAUCGCAUACGUACGACACCAACAUGCCACAAUUCGGGCAGUUCUUCCCAUGGAGGAUGGUGCGAUCACCCGCUCUCUGGGAAUGUCGGGAGUAGCGGAACUUCAAAGGGUUAAGUCAAACCUACGUUCUAUUGGAAAGCUUCGGGAACUUCUCAACGACAUCUGGCAGUACUCUCUAGCGGUAUCAUCGGCCUCUCUGCUUAUCGUCGGAUGUAUCUGCGUCUACUGCACUUUCGAUAGCGGGAUGCCCCUGAAUCAAAUCCUGUUGACCUUGUCAUACUUUGUAUACUCGGCUCUGGACUUUGUAGACGUGGCCCACUUGAGCGAUGCGAUGGCCAGCGAGGUUCGAGCUUUGAAGGACACACUAGCGAUGGCAUCCAUGCAUCGGAGCUCCGCUGAUGAGUUGCGCCAGGUUGCCAAUCUCUACAUUUCCAUCUGCCCUGAAGACAUGUCCCUGAGCGGGGGCAACUUCUUCACGCUUGACUUACCUCUGCUUGUGUCGAUUGGUGGCUCUAUUAUCACCUACUCCGUCAUUCUGGUACAAACGAGCGACGAUAAGGAACACCUUCAAGUUGCUCAUACAAACCACAGUUCAUUGGGUACAUUGUGAGUUCUACAUCUAAAGGAGCCAC
This is a messenger RNA of Dermacentor silvarum, 796 nucleotides long. RefSeq lists its product as uncharacterized. Gene Ontology annotation, cellular component: membrane. The coding region runs from base 4 to 774 and encodes 256 amino acids. NCBI's taxonomy places the organism in Eukaryota, Metazoa, Arthropoda, Arachnida, Ixodida, Ixodidae. The transcript has 4 exons. Gene Ontology annotation, biological process: sensory perception of taste. The record is from RefSeq and is a predicted model, not a curated record.